This is a messenger RNA of Gavia stellata (red-throated loon), 453 nucleotides long. Its product is annotated as scale keratin-like. Bases 1 to 453 code for a protein of 150 amino acids. NCBI's taxonomy places the organism in Eukaryota, Metazoa, Chordata, Aves, Gaviiformes, Gaviidae. Gene Ontology annotation, molecular function: structural constituent of cytoskeleton. The transcript has a single exon. Gene Ontology annotation, cellular component: intermediate filament. The record is from RefSeq and is a predicted model, not a curated record.
AUGUCUUGCUACGACCUGUGCUCCACCUCCGCCUGCGGCGUCUACCGUCCCCAGCCCCUUGCUGACAGCGGGAAUGAGCCGUGUGUCCGUCAGUGCCCUGACUCCACGACUGUGAUCCAGCCGCCUCCAGUCGUCGUCACCUUCCCCGGCCCCAUCCUCAGCUCUUUCCCCCAGGGUUCGGUUGUGGGAUCCUCUGGAGCACCCGUCCUUGGGGGCUACGGGGGUCUGGGGGGCUAUGGGGGCUCCUCCCUGGGCUACGGGGGUCUGGGGGGCUAUGGGGGCUCCUCCCUGGGCUAUGGGGGUCUGGGGGGCUAUGGAGGUCUGGGGAGCUGUGGAGGCUCCCUGGGUUACAGGGGCCUGUAUGGCUACGGUAGAUCUUAUGGUUCUGGCUCUUGCAGCCCUUACUCCUACCGGUACAGCAGGUACCGCCGUGGCAGCUGCGGGCCCUGCUAA